Molecule: messenger RNA, 1248 nt
Organism: Plasmopara halstedii
Lineage: Eukaryota; Oomycota; Peronosporomycetes; Peronosporales; Peronosporaceae
Product: cell division protein
Exons: 11
Coding region: 1-1248 (415 amino acids)
Biological process (GO): cell division
Cellular component (GO): cytoplasm; cell division site
Molecular function (GO): GTP binding; GTPase activity
Source: RefSeq, a predicted model, not a curated record
AUGCUUACUUUGCGCACUAAGGCGCUGCUGCGUGCGCGUUGUUAUCAUGCCUCACGUUUUGCAUUUUCAUCUGAAGCUACUGCCGCCGCUGCUGCCGCAUUGCGCUUGGGAUUUAAAAAUGCACAUAAAGACAAAGACGAAGACGACACGCUGAAAUUGGAUAUUGGGAAAGAUUCCGAUGGGUCAGACGAUGAAAGUAAAACCCAGCGGCUAAUGGUGGAAAAGAAAUUCUCGCCACCCGUUAUGAGCUCCAUGCAGCCUUUAUGGCUCACACAGGACCACCCCGUGACGGACUUAUCAAGCUUUGCUCCUAAAAUUGUGGUCGUUGGUGUUGGGGGUGCAGGAGGAAAUGCUGUGAACAACAUGAUCGCACGUGGUCUGCAAGGCGUGGAAUUUUUGGUUUGUAAUACGGAUGCGCAGCAUUUGCGCACAACGCUGACCGAAAAUCGAGUUCAAAUGGCCCCUGAACUGACUGGAGGACUAGGGUGUGGUGCCAACCCUGAAGUCGGUCGUGAGGCUGCGGAAGCUGCUAUUGAUGAGAUUUUAGAGCGCGUUCAGGGUGCAAACAUGAUGUUUGUUACUGCAGGAAUGGGCGGUGGAACUGGUACAGGUGCGGCACCCGUCAUCGCUCAAGCAGCUCUUGACGCUGGAAUCCUCACCGUAGCAGUAGUCACCAAGCCAUUUCGUUUUGAGGGGAACAAUCGCGCCAAGCUUGCCGCACAAGGUCUAGCUGAACUUAAGGACAGUGUCGAUACGAUGCUCAUGAUUCCAAACCAAAAUUUGUUUCACAUGUCGAACGAGCGCACUUCGCUGAUGGAUGCAUUCAGAAUGGCCGAUAAUGUGCUUCUUGAUGGUGUGAAAAACAUCUCUGAUCUGAUGGUGAUGCCUGGACUCAUCAAUCUUGACUUUGCCGAUGUUCAAUCGGUGAUGCAUAAUAUGGGUAACGCAAUGAUGGGUAGUGGCGAAGCAGCUGGAGACAAUCGAGCUUUGCAAGCUGCCGAAGCUGCACUGGCGAAUCCUCUCCUGGGUGACAUAUCGAUAAAGGAUGCGAAGGGAAUGAUCGUAAAUAUUACAGGUGGCUCUGACCUGACGCUUUUUGAAGUGGACGAAGCUGCCGAGCGUGUGACGCGGGAACUCGAGGAUCCGCAUGCUAAUAUCAUCUUUGGGUCGACUUUUGACGACUCGCUCGCGGGCAAAUUGCGCGUCUCUGUGGUGGCCACUGGUAUCUCCGAUCCCGAAAAGGAUUAG